AUGCACGGUCAAAAUAGUAACUCUUACGACGAAUAUGGCAAUACUCAAACCAACUACACAGGCUUUUCACCAAGCUAUAUACCGCCAAAUAAUCCACCUUCUCACACUAGUCACUCAGAUUCCCCAUCACAACAACCAUCACAGCCCCAGUUGCUAGAACCCUUUCAGCAACAGCAACCUCUUGAGGAAUGUCAGGAAAGUUUUGGUCAGCACAAUUCUUUUGAACGUCGACAGCUCCAUCAGCCGCAAACAUUUAUCCAACAACAAGCCCCGUCUCAAUACCUAAUGCCACAACCAUCGUCAAAGCCCCUUCCAUAUUCAUUGCCUUCAACCCAGUCGUCUCAAGUCCAAUCGAUGCCCCAAUCGCAGCCAUUUUCUCAAUUGCAAGAUCCCAUUGGUCUCGAUGUCAUGAAUUUCUUCGAGGCUCAAUCUCAAUCCUCAGUACAAAGUCAUCCACAGAUGCCCAUGGAUUUCUCCUCGGACUCAUUGCAAAACUUUGAGAUGUUGGCCAUGUAUGAAGUCGAAAAUCGUCGACAAGAUAUUGUGCCAAACUUAUCUGGAGCCCAGGCUUCGCUCCAGAAUGAUGCGUCGGGUCAAGACACAUAUCGGUUGUCUAGAUCACACUUAGGCAGUACCGACACUAUAGAAAUUGGCAGGAUAAGAGAUUUGGUAUCUGCUUUCCGAGAUCGUCUUCUUUCACGCAGCUACUUCGUUUUUCGUUGGAGCAGAGACCUGGAACGUACUCUCUCAACUCUUAUUUCGGAAGCUCUCGAUGACGUGCAUACUGCCAUCAGCCAAAUGUGGCCCACGUUUUCUGAGUCUAACAUCAAACAGGCACAUUCGCUGUUGAUUAAAUUACAAAACCAAAAUCCUUCGCUGGCCAAGAGACCGUUUGAGAAUCUUCUCAAGAAUCGACUCACCCGGCUUCUUCCAUAUCUGGGCUGCGACUUGCAUCUAGUUUGUAGUAUUUUGCGAAGACCUGAUGUUCAUAUACAACAAAAGAGUAUCCGGAAUCGCAGAUAG
Molecule: messenger RNA, 1023 nt
Organism: Botrytis deweyae
Lineage: Eukaryota; Fungi; Ascomycota; Leotiomycetes; Helotiales; Sclerotiniaceae
Exons: 1
Coding region: 1-1023 (340 amino acids)
Source: RefSeq, a predicted model, not a curated record